CCAGCCCCGGCAGCUCCACCUGCCCCCCGCGGAGAUGGCGUCCCUCGGCUUAGGGGGGCUUAAUGUCUCCGCCCGUAGGAAGAGCGUCCCGGCUCGCAACGCCGCGGUGGAAAGGAGGAACUUGAUCACGGUCUGCAGUCCCCAAGUGGUUCCACAUAGGAGCCAGGAGCAUAGGCUUUCUUUUCUGGGAGGCCAUACACUGGAAACAACAUGUGAGGCAUCUGCCAUGAUUGAGUGAAAUUGCUCACUUGAUGCUUACAGGGUAACCUUUUUUUGAAGGCAUCAAUAACUUCUACAUACCUUAAAUCCUUUUUCCAGUCUGUUUUCAGUCAAGACUCUGAUUGACCGUUCCUGUUUUGAGACUAUAGAUGAUACUUCCCCUGAAUUUAAUAAUUUUGCAGCCAUUCUGGAACAGAUUCUAAGUCAUCGACUGAAAGGUCAGAUCACCUGGUUCGGCUAUGAAAGUCCUCGUAGUUUCUGGGACUACAUUCGAGUAGCUUGCCGAAAAGUCUCUCACAAUUGCAUCUGCAGUAUUGAGAACAUGGAGAAUGUCGGUUCUUCUAGAGCUAAGGGUCGAGCCUGGAUCAGAGUAGCACUUAUGGAAAAGCAUUUGUCUGAAUACAUUUCCACAGCUCUGAGAGACUUCAAAACAACCAGGAGAUUUUAUGAGGAUGGAGCAAUUGUUCUUGGUGAAGAAGCAAAUAUGCUUGCUGGCAUGCUGUUGGGACUCAAUGCAAUUGAUUUUAGUUUUUGCCUGAAGGGUGAGGGACUGGAUGGCAGCUUUCCAGCUGUCAUAGAUUAUACACCAUAUUUGAAGUUCACCCAAAGUUCUGACAGCAUCAGCAGUGAUGAAGAAGAGCUAAGAACGCUGGGCAGUAGUGGCAGUGAAGGCAGUACGCCAGAAAACAUUGGUCCUCCUUUCAUCACAGAUGAAAACAGUUGGUACAACAAAUGCAAAAGGGUAGAACAGAAGUACCGGCUUGCAUUGGAACAGAAGGGUUACCUUGAAGAAUUGGUACGACUCAGAGAAAACCAGCUAUCUGAAUCUGUCUCACAGAAUAAACUGCUGUUACAAAGAAUUGAAGAUAUGGACCUAGCCCAUAAAAUGGAGAAGGAACAGCUGGAAUAUAUAAUUGUGGAACUGCAAGACCAGUUGACUGUGCUAAAGAAUAAUGACUUGAGAUCAAGACAAGAAUUAACUACUCACCUCACCAAUCAGUGGCCUUCCCCAGGAGCUCUGGAUGUCAAUGCUGUUGCCUUGGACACUCUACUCUAUAGAAAGCACAAUCAACAAUGGGAUGAGAAAAGCUUUCAAAGUCUGGACCAGCUUUCAGCAGAAGUUAGUCUUUCUCAGUCCUCUCUGGACCCAGGUCACUCACAGGAUGGGAAGCAGGAUGGAAUGAACUUGUUAAAUGAAGGGAAGGAAGACACUCCAUCGUUGCUUGGUCUUUGUGGCUCUCUUACAUCAGUAGCAAGCUACAAAUCUCUCACAAGUCUGAAAUCAAGUGAAUAUCUUGCAAGUCCCACAACAGAGAUGACAAGUCCAGGCUUAACUCCAUCAUGAGAUACACACAAGAAGGAAGAGCUUUCUGUUGUAUGCAUUUGGUUUAUGUUCUGUAAAAUGACUUGCAAUGAAGACUGCUGGUUCUGAGUUAACAUAUAAGUUGCUUUAUUAUUUCUCUCCAUGAUUAUCUAUCUGUUUAAUUCACAAAUUCUGUCAGUUUUC
This is a messenger RNA of Pezoporus occidentalis (night parrot), 1726 nucleotides long. It is a transcript of the gene RUNDC3B, whose product is annotated as RUN domain containing 3B. The record is from RefSeq and is a predicted model, not a curated record. NCBI's taxonomy places the organism in Eukaryota, Metazoa, Chordata, Aves, Psittaciformes, Psittacidae. The transcript has 12 exons. The coding region runs from base 542 to 1564 and encodes 340 amino acids.